CAUUCAUCAGCUCACCUACCCACAACCACACCAGGAAACGAAACAAAUACGAGCGAGCUCGAUCACACUUCAGUUCACGAGCGUCAGUGUAGUCAGCGUCAGGCGAACAACCACCACCAGCAAGCCAUGACCUUCCGCGGCUCAUCCCUCCUCCUCUUCCUCCUCCUUGCGCUAGCGCCGGCCAUCCAAGUCCAAGCCGCUCCCACCGCCGGCGCGCCGGUCGUCGACACGGUGGCGGACUCGUGCAACGCGAUCCGCGACUUCGUGGACUACGCCUUCUGCGCCGCCGCGCUGCGGUCCAGCGGGCCGGGCGCCUCCACGGCGGAUCGCCACGUGCACCUCCUCGUCGCGGCGGACCUCGCCGCGGCGGGCGGGACGUCGGCGCGGGACGCCGCCACCGCGAUGGCGCGCGACGAGCGGGACCCGGGCGCGCGCGACGGGUUGGAGGCGUGCGGGAUCCUCUACGGGGCCACCUCCGUCCCGGCGCUGCAGUUCAUGCGCGGCUACGCGGCGGCGCGGGCGUGGGACCGGGCGCGCUCGCUGCUGUCGCUCACCGGGCAGGCCGGGAUCGGCUGCGAGGCGGCGCUCGCCGGCGCGCCGGAGGCCAAGGGGAGGAUGGCCGCCGCCAACCGCGAGUUUGACCAGCUCAGCACCAUGGCCACCGCGCUGCUCAACAGGGUCGAUCGUCAGGGGUGACGUGGCAGCAUGCCACCGCCGUCGACCGGCGCACCGUAGUUCUUCUUGUGUUAAUAACCAGAGUUCCUUGUGUUGAUUAUUACUACGUACUACUAGUUCCUUGAUCAAACUAGUAAGCCCGCGCAUGUAAAAUUUAAAUUAUGAAUACUCAAGGCUCACAGUUUGAGUUCACAUGAAGCUACCUUUUCUAAUCGCGUCAA
Triticum urartu is the source of this 896-nucleotide messenger RNA. RefSeq lists its product as uncharacterized. Gene Ontology annotation, molecular function: enzyme inhibitor activity. Lineage: Eukaryota; Viridiplantae; Streptophyta; Magnoliopsida; Poales; Poaceae. The record is from RefSeq and is a predicted model, not a curated record.